Messenger RNA from Pimephales promelas (fathead minnow), 781 nucleotides. Its product is annotated as transmembrane protein 80-like. Lineage: Eukaryota; Metazoa; Chordata; Actinopteri; Cypriniformes; Leuciscidae. The record is from RefSeq and is a predicted model, not a curated record. Gene Ontology annotation, cellular component: ciliary transition zone. Gene Ontology annotation, biological process: non-motile cilium assembly.
CAGCACUGAACGCACCGGCCGACCUGAGCUGCUUACCUACACUUCACCAACACCGGAGAGAGAGGUGAAGAGCAGAGGCAAAGCAAACGUCAGUGAUACUCCCUGACCUGAGAUUCUGAAGAGCGUAUAUGAUGGACACUUUACUAUCCCAUGAGGCCACGGGAGAGGAUUUGGGAAUAGUGAUGCAACUGACGCUGGAGGCGCCAAAGACUGAACACUGGGCGAACGAUCCGGAGAGAGUGAGAGAAUCAAGAUGGCGAUUAGACGUGCAGGCAAAAACAACAGUGUUCUGUCGUCUGUGCUGCUCCAGAUCCUGCUGUAUCUCUCAGCCGCUUUCAGUGUGUUUUACUUCCUGUCCAUUCUCUCUAUGAUCAUCUACAAGACUCAUGUGUUGAGUUACCCUGUUGGCCGACUCGCUCUAGACGUGUGUCUGCUGUUUCUUAUGGCCGGCUUCGAGGUCCUGAGGGUGUACUGGGGGUUCAGGGGAAACCUACAGGAGAGCGAGGGCUACACGGUGAAUCUGAUGGCCACCGGGGCCACAGUGCUGCUGGCGCUCUAUUUCGUCAUUUGGCAGUCGUACGUCCUGCGAGCUGAUGUCAUCAUUGGGGCCACCUUGCUCUGCUUGUACGGCCUGACAGGAAUUGUGGGGUUUGGGACGCUGGCGGGCUUCACCAGUGUGUACAGCUGACCGCCUGCCGGAGAUUUGCACUGCUAUGCAACAGACUUUCUCUGUAAGUUUGAUUACAAUAUCAUAGCAUUUUCAUAAAAAAACAAACAAACU